Messenger RNA from Acipenser ruthenus (sterlet), 1090 nucleotides. RefSeq names its product large ribosomal subunit protein bL17m-like. Bases 501 to 1001 code for a protein of 166 amino acids. Gene Ontology annotation, cellular component: ribosome; mitochondrial large ribosomal subunit. Gene Ontology annotation, molecular function: structural constituent of ribosome. The record is from RefSeq and is a predicted model, not a curated record. NCBI's taxonomy places the organism in Eukaryota, Metazoa, Chordata, Actinopteri, Acipenseriformes, Acipenseridae. The transcript has 3 exons. Gene Ontology annotation, biological process: translation.
AAAAACCCACAUGCAGUCCUCUGAAGUACCACAAGGUGUCGCGCUUGGACUGCACUAUUGCUCUUGCGAGCAGGCGGAUGAAACGCGGUUUUAUUUUUAUGAGAGUAUUAAAAAUGCACAGUAUCUUCAAAGUUUUUUUUUUUUUUUAAAAAAAACGCGUCCCCUCGUAGAAAACACGUGCGUACUUACACGCGUGUACAGUCAGACCUCCACAGAGUUUCUUUAUAAGAAGUAACGACAGCGGAACUCUUGCACCCUCAACAACAUUUGGUUUCCUGACGGACACAGUUGAAAGCGGUGCACAACAUGGCUGCGAUGUAGAACAGGCGUGUUGGUUUGCAAGGCUGACCUUUCCUUGAGUGAAAGCAACCGUACAAAAUAAAUAGACACGUUACAAAUUACAGAACCCUUAACCGCAUCGCAGGUGCUCUGUCCGCUUCCUUUGAGCUCAGUUUAGUUUUAUUUCGAGUAGUUUCACUCGUUCUUUCGUCCCCGGCGCGAUGCGGCUCACUCUCCCGGUUCUGAUCGCUCAUGGCCGGUAUGGGCGGAGGAUGGGUCUCGGUCCGGAGUCUCGGAUCAAUAUGCUUCGGAACAUUUUAACCGGGCUGGUCAGACACGAACGGAUUGAGACGACGUGGGCCCGAGCCGAUGAAGUUCGGAUAUACGCCGAAAAGCUGAUCGACUACGCGAAGAAAGGCGACACGGACGAGAAGGUGAUGAAGAUGGUCAGCUUCUGGCUCACAGAGAAGGACCUCGUACACAAACUCUUCAAGGUUCUGGUCCCGCGGCUGGGGUCCGAGCAGCGCGGAUACACGCGGCUCUACCAGAUUCCAAACCGAGACUCGCUGGACCGGGCCAAGAUGGCCGUGCUGGAGCUGCGGGGCAAUCCCUUCCCUCCGCUGGUGACCCGACAGCCCGACAGCGACGGCUCGCUGCUCAACCAGCUGCUCCGAGGCUACCGCGAGGAGGUGACGUGGAGCAGGGCUGCUGGGGGAGACUGAGCCCCAGGAGCAGACUUCUGCACCUCACACGCUACUGAGAGAGAGAGACUGGAAAUAAACCCAACAAUUAAUAAAUAAGGCAAAUGCUU